AUGAAGGAUAAAGAUAAAGACAGAGACAAGGAAAAGGAAACCGAGAAGAAAAAGUAUCCUAUUGGCGCCGAACAUUACCUUCUCCACGAAGAGAUUGGACAAGGCGUUAGUGCUUCCGUUCAUCGUGCUAUUUGUGUUCCUUUCAGCGAGAUCGUCGCCAUCAAAAUUCUUGACUUCGAACGUGACAACUGCGAUCUGAAUAAUAUAUCUCGUGAAGCGCAAACAAUGGUGUUAGUGGACCAUCCUAACGUAUUGAAAUCACACUGUUCAUUCGUGAGCGAUCACAAUCUAUGGGUUGUGAUGCCGUUUAUGGCGGGUGGUUCGUGUCUUCAUAUAUUGAAAGCUGCACAUCCGGAGGGAUUUGAAGAGGUUGUUAUUGCAACUGUGCUCAGAGAGGUCUUGAAGGGUUUAGAGUAUCUUCAUCAUCAUGGUCAUAUUCAUCGUGAUGUUAAGGCUGGUAAUGUUUUGAUUGAUUCUCGUGGUGCCAUUAAGCUCGGCGAUUUCGGUGUUUCGGCUUGUCUUUUUGAUUCCGGUGAUCGACAACGGUCGAGAAAUACUUUUGUUGGAACUCCUUGUUGGAUGGCACCUGAGGUUAUGGAACAAUUGCAUGGUUAUAACUUCAAAGCUGACAUUUGGUCAUUUGGCAUAACUGCAUUGGAGCUUGCCCACGGCCAUGCUCCUUUUUCAAAAUAUCCACCUUUGAAGGUAUUGCUUAUGACUUUGCAAAAUGCACCCCCUGGCCUUGACUACGAAAGUGAUAGGAAAUUCUCUAAGUCGUUUAAGCAGAUGAUUGCUUGUUGUUUGGUUAAGGAUCCUUCAAAACGACCAUCUGCUAACAGGUUGUUAAAGCAUUCAUUCUUUAAGCAAGCACGCUCAAAUGAUUAUAUUUCACGCACACUUUUGGAGGGGUUGCCUGCUUUGGGUGCUCGCAUGGAAAUCCUAAAGAGAAAAGAAGAAGACAUGCUUGCACAAAAGAAAAUGCCAGAUGGACAGAUGGAGGAAUUAUCACAGAGUGAAUACAAACGAGGCAUUAGCGGUUGGAACUUUAAUCUUGAAGAUAUGAAGACCCAGGCUUCCUUGAUCAACGAUUUUGAUGAUGCUAUAUCAGAUAUCAAUCACGUGGCAAGUUCAUCUUCAUUAUCAACUCUUGAUGGACAAGAUAAGCAACAGCAAACUCGUCAAACUGCUGACUUGGAGGAAAUUGAUGGAAUGCAUAAUCAAUCAGCUUCUGUUCCUGUAGUUGAUUCCACAGUAAAUGAUGACAAGACUAAGAUUGAAAAAUGUGAUGAUGACUCCAGUAUCACCAGUUCAAGCCACGAACCACAAACUUCUUCCGGGCGAGAUGAUCAUGUGGACCAUAGUUUAGGUGAAAAAUGUGAUGCAGAAAAUGGUGGAAGCAUGGCUGUCCAUUCUCAUCAUAGAAGAGCUUCAUCAAGCAUAUUACCGGAAGUUACGAUUCCACCUAUUCGAGCAGAAUGUGAGAAGCUACCAACUCUGCCUGUCUCAAAUGCCAAUUCAAAUUCAGUGCACCAGAACGGAGAAGAUGUGCUGACUGAACUUCCUUCUAAAGCCUCAAAAUCAUCAGUUAAUUCUGAUGAAACUGAUGAUAAAGCAAAGGUACCGGUUGUUCAACAAAGAGGACGUUUUAAAGUUACAUCUGAGAACGUUGACCCAGAAAAGGUGACCCCUUCUCCUGUACUGCAAAAAAGUCACAGCAUGCAGGUUGGUUGUUUAGAGUUCAUAGGCCAGCAUAAUGCUGCUCCUCUACAUUCACCUUUACCGUUAUUAUCAACAGUAUCAGAUGCUACUUCAUCAAAUAUUUCUGUCUGCUCUCUGUUCCCAGUGUUGCACUCUGUGCUGCAGACAAAUAUUUUUCAGAGGGAAACCAUUCUAACUUUAAUGAGGCAAAUUACCGCUGGUGAAUCUGCUGCUGAUAGCACAACUACCCCUGCACAAAUAGCAACAAUGGAGAAAUCCUUGCUUGAAUCAGCUCACGAGAGGGAAAAGGAACUACUUCAUGAGAUAACUGACUUGCAGUGGAGGCUCAUAUGCACCCAGGAAGAGCUUCAAAAAUUGAAAACAGAUAAUGCUCAGGUGUGA
This is a messenger RNA of Lathyrus sativus (Indian pea), 2100 nucleotides long. The record is from the annotation of a GenBank genome assembly. Lineage: Eukaryota; Viridiplantae; Streptophyta; Magnoliopsida; Fabales; Fabaceae.